This is a messenger RNA of Anopheles maculipalpis, 1643 nucleotides long. RefSeq names its product TATA box-binding protein-like 2. The coding region runs from base 7 to 1635 and encodes 542 amino acids. The record is from RefSeq and is a predicted model, not a curated record. NCBI's taxonomy places the organism in Eukaryota, Metazoa, Arthropoda, Insecta, Diptera, Culicidae. The transcript has 3 exons. Gene Ontology annotation, molecular function: DNA binding; general transcription initiation factor activity. Gene Ontology annotation, biological process: DNA-templated transcription initiation.
GACUUGAUGCAUAGCACCUCUCAAGGAGGUAGUAUGGCUGCUACACUGCUACAGCAGAAAACCUUCAUGAACGGUGGCCUCACAGCAACCAGUUCGAACAGUGCCGGUGCGCCGGAUGGCAGCGUCAGCAAUCCGACGGUAUCCGGCCCCGGUACGCCAACGGCACUGGUUGGUACAUCGGCGGCCGGCGGUGGCGUCGGUCUGGUGAAAACGUUCCUGCCCGUUUCGAAAACGCUCAUCCAUCACCUGCUGCCUAACCAUGCGCUACAAACCGCCGACCAUCACACUGCCACUGGGAACUUGCUGCACCGAGGCAACAGUUCCACCGGUGCAUUUGUCGUCGUGUCUUCACCAACGCUCGAUAGCAACAAUCAUCACAGAACUGAGCAGUAUCGAACAAAUCGAGGCACGGCUAGCGUAAGUACAUUUAACAUUCUAACAUCAAGCGGAUGUGAGGAUCCGCCGGCCAGCGCGCUGGACGAGAUCUUCAGUCCCCUACCUCGUCAGGCGGAAUCGACCACACAGCCUUUGGAACUCGGGACCGACUGUGUGUGGGACGCAAUCGAACCGGCACCGGUUACCACCAUCACUACCCCAUCGGCCAUCGGACAGUGUCAGCAGCAACCCACCACCUCCUCCACCAAUCAGGACACAAUCAACCCGCACCAUAAAACGGAUUCCAGCGAAAGUACGCUUGUUGCUGUGUCCGAUGUUUCCAACAUCGAAGCUACAGAACAGUCGCCGGAACAAUCCGAAACGAAUCACGCACCGGAAGCGGCCGACGAACAGGACGCCGAGCCGGAACCGGAAAUUGAUAUCGUCAUCAACAAUGUCGUGUGCUCGUUUAGCGUUCGUUGCCAUCUAAACCUGCACGAAAUUGCACUCAACGGGGAUAAUGUUGAGUUUCGCCGGGAAAACGGUAUGGUGACGAUGAAAUUACGGCGCCCCUACACUACUGCCUCGAUCUGGUCCUCGGGCAAAAUUACCUGCACCGGUGCAACGUCAGAAGAUCAGGCAAAGGUUGCAGCCCGUCGUUACUCGCGCUGUCUGCAAAAGCUCGGCUUCAAUGUGCGGUUGCGAAAUUUUCGCAUCGUCAACGUGCUCGGCACCUGUGCGAUGCCUUGGGGUAUCAAGAUCGUUAAUUUCUCCGAGAAGUACAAAAAGGACGCCAGCUACGAGCCAGAACUGCAUCCGGGUGUCACGUACAAGCUGCAUUCGCCACGUGCCACGCUGAAGAUAUUCUCCACCGGAAGUAUCACGGUAACCGCCGCCAGUGUUGCCUACGUGCAAGCCGCCAUCGAGCACAUCUUUCCACUGGUGUACGAAUUCCGCAAGAAGCGCACCCCACACGAAAAGCUCGAACUGCUCCAGCAACCGCCCGCCUUCGAUCAGCAGGACUUUGACAUGCCGGACGACGGUGAACCGGAUCCGACGGCCGCCGGUACCGUUUGCGAUCCCACACAACAUGAACUGGACGACCUGGUGGAGGAGGAUUACGAAAUGCAUGACGAGGUGGAGCUGGAGAACGCUACUGCUGGACGUCUGGGUACCGGUAACACCAAAGCAAUAGACAAAAGCAAUAGUAUUAGGGUAGAGUGUGCCACUGCGAAGGGUGGGCAACGUUUCGUGCGCUAAGCGCGACU